Coniophora puteana RWD-64-598 SS2 is the source of this 2376-nucleotide messenger RNA. Its product is annotated as MFS general substrate transporter. The record is from RefSeq and is a predicted model, not a curated record. Gene Ontology annotation, biological process: basic amino acid transport; transmembrane transport. Gene Ontology annotation, cellular component: fungal-type vacuole membrane. The transcript is spliced from 20 exons. NCBI's taxonomy places the organism in Eukaryota, Fungi, Basidiomycota, Agaricomycetes, Boletales, Coniophoraceae. The coding region runs from base 76 to 2142 and encodes 688 amino acids. Gene Ontology annotation, molecular function: basic amino acid transmembrane transporter activity.
CUUGGCCUGGCCCUUGGCUGGGAAUCUGAUAUCCUCAUCAGACUUUCGGUACCUGGAAGGUACGAGGCCGACGUCAUGACUACCGAACGCGACCCCUUGCUGGCCGGCGGCUCCGUCAAAUCGACGGACCGGCUGAAAUCUCAGGCAGUGGGACCGCUUGAGAUACCACGUAGAACAAGGAAUGGCAUCCUUGCUGGACUAUGGUCUGCCACAUUUCUUUCGUCCCUGAACACGACACUGGUAGCAACCUUGCUCCCAUCGAUAUCCUCCGAAUUCAACAGGUCAAAUGAAGCAAGUUGGCUGGGCACAGCUUAUCUGCUCGCAGCUUGCACGUUCACUCCACUCUACGGACGUCUGUGCAACGUACUCGGUAGGCGUGGAGCGAACCAGUUGGCUGUCGUACUUGCGGCAUGCGGGACCAUCCUUUGCGGAUUGUCCGGCAAUAUGGAGAUGCUCAUUGCUGCCCGUUUUAUCGCUGGUAUGGGGGGUGGAGGCAUCUUAACGACAAGCACGAUCAUUACUAGCGAUAUGUUUACCAUGCGGGAGAGAGGUCUCGCGCAGGGUUAUGCUUCUCUCUUCAACGGUUUGGGAAUGGGCCUCGGUGGCCCGAUUGGAGGUUUCAUCAACGACUGGCUGGGCUGGCGUUGGGCGUUCCUGAUCCAAACGCCGUUGUACCUUCUCUCUUUGGCCCUCACGCAGUACUACUUGCGGUAUUCUACGCCUGGUAAAAGCAAGAAGGCCACGGAUGUGCUGAAGCGCGUUGAUUGGGCUGGCAGCAUGACACUUCUUGUUGCGAUCGGAAGCUUGCUAGUCUUCCUUAGUACGAAGUUCAACGAAGACCUUUCCUGGGAUGAUGGACGCGUCGUCGUCCCUCUCACGCUCUUCUCCGUCUUCUUCGUCGGCUUCAUACUCGUCGAGCUCUUCGUUGCUCCCGAACCAGUGCUCGCACCGUUCCUACUCAAGGAAAAGGUGCCCGUUCUCGUCGGAAUCAGCAAUUUCUUCGUUUCUUUGUGCAAUUUCUCUAUUAUGUACUUCUUCCCAAUGUGGUUCCAGACGGUGCCUCUCACCAGCGCGUCUGUUGCUGGGCUGCAUCUUCUCCCAAACAGUGUUUCCAUGUCGGCAGGAUCGAUGUUUGCUGGAUGGAUGAUGCACAAGACGGGGAAGUACAAGUUGAUGAACAUGGUUUUCGGGAUAUUCCCUUUCGUGGGCAUCAUGCUCAUCCUCUUCAUGCGUGAGGAUUCGCCUCCUUUGCAGAUGUGGCUUAGUAUCAUCCCUUGCGGUUUCGGAAAUGCUGUGGUGCUUCAGACGAUGCUUAUCGCACUCCUCGCUCAUCUACCCGAGAACUCCAUGGCUGUUGGUACUGGCUUUGGCCAGGUUUUCCGUGGCAUCGGUCAAGUCAGUGGUGUUGCUGUAUCUUCAGCACUUUUCCAGUCCAGGCUAGACAGCGAGCUGCGAAAGCGUAUUACGGUACCCGACGCUGAAGAAAUCAUCAGCAAGAUACGCCAUUCUGCGACACUAGUGUCCCAUCUCCCACCUGAACUGCAGCAACCGGCACGCGAUGCGUAUGCCGCUUCGUUGAGGGCAGUGUUCAUACUUGCUGCGUGCUCGACAUUGAUUGCCUAUGCGGCACGAUUGCCGAUUCCCGAGAAGGAGCUCGACCACGUCCCACGAGCCAAACGAGCAUCUACUGUGAAUGCUGGCGCUGGCGGAGGAGCCGGAGUUCCCGGCGGCGGCGCACUUGCCCAAGGCUCUGCACAGCAUGACGACAAUGCCACCUCCAUGCCCGAAUCUCCCUUCUACACUGACUCUGAGGCUUCGGAUGAUGAAGGUGACGAUGAUGACGCAGAGACGCGAGUAGCUUCUCCGAUGGCCAUUCCAGGCACCCCGUCGCACGAAGCCGAAGCGUCUGAGGCAGCGGGAGGCGACACGGCUGCGCCUCUCAUCGGACCUGGGACGCUGUCCACGUCGCCAGUGACAACGCGGUUGCGGCCGAGGCUGGUUCCGAAGAGGAAGAGUUCAAGGCUAAGUACGUACGAGAACACGGAGGGUAUCCAGGAUUUAGAGAGCGAUCGGAUUGGUGGGAGUGCAAGGCAAGGAUCAUGGGCGGGUCCGAGGUCCGUGGGGAGGUAUGCGAGCGCGUAGGACGAGAUGGGCUCGCGGAGGGCACGAUAUUGGCGAUCUAAGGAUGAUAGCGAGGCAUUUUCUGCACGGUGCUACGCAAUGCGCGUCAUAUAGUGGAUACUACUAGAAUUUUGUAUAUAUAUCUGAAGGCUAGGACGACAUUUUGGUGCGUACGGUACUGUGCAUCCCACUUGCUUAUACUGUACAUGCAUUGGCAUCCAACCUUGCAUGCUCACAAUGAUUAUCUGGUUAUUC